Molecule: messenger RNA, 612 nt
Organism: Acaulospora morrowiae
Lineage: Eukaryota; Fungi; Glomeromycota; Glomeromycetes; Diversisporales; Acaulosporaceae
Source: the annotation of a GenBank genome assembly
GGUCACAGUGACUUGGUCUUUUCAGUUGCAUGGAUAGAUGAUGAUCACCUGGUUUCAGGUUCACGUGACGGGACAAUUCGUCUUUGGUCAAUGGAAUCGAAUAUUAUCUCCGAGAUGCAACUGCUCCCGAGGAAAUACAUUAAUGUUCAUCAAUGUUUGCUUAUUCGAUCGGAGUGGAGUGGCAAAGUUCGUGACCUGCAAUUCAAUCCAAACACACAGCAAAUCAUGACUCUCUCGACGGAGGGUUAUGUCAGACUAUGGGACGCGUCGUACCUCAACCAAGUAUCCAAGAUCCCGUUGGUUCACACCAAUGAAAAUGUGUGCUUGUCGAUGAAUUCAAAGGUCAAUUUGUUUGCCGUUGGAUCUCAAGCGCACAUUUCGAUUGUGGAUCCAAGGACCACAUCGAUAGUUCAUGAAAUUGAUUCGGUUGAUGACGGUUGGGGCGUCAGAUCUUUGAAUUUCGACAAUCACAUCAUUACAACCGGUGGCGGUUUCGGUCGAUUGUCUUUCUAUGACAUGCGCGCACAAAAUUAUUUGGAAUUUCCUAUGCACACCGAUAAAGCGGAAUCAUCAAUGGAUUGCAAUUACAAAGAAACCGGUUCUGGAUGGCUG